Penaeus monodon (black tiger shrimp) is the source of this 3184-nucleotide messenger RNA. It is a transcript of the gene mei-9, whose product is annotated as DNA repair endonuclease XPF-like. Gene Ontology annotation, biological process: double-strand break repair via homologous recombination; resolution of meiotic recombination intermediates; nucleotide-excision repair involved in interstrand cross-link repair. NCBI's taxonomy places the organism in Eukaryota, Metazoa, Arthropoda, Malacostraca, Decapoda, Penaeidae. The record is from RefSeq and is a predicted model, not a curated record. Gene Ontology annotation, cellular component: nucleotide-excision repair factor 1 complex. Gene Ontology annotation, molecular function: single-stranded DNA binding; damaged DNA binding; single-stranded DNA endonuclease activity.
AUCGGAAGUAAACAAAGCGGUGGCAGAGGCGGCCUUUGCAACACGUGUUUGUAACGUGUUUUUGGUUUCUGUGUGAAUGCCAUUCUGUGAAAAGAAUAAAGAAGGUGGUAGUUGUUGAAAUGGAGGAAAACAUCUGCUAGUUAUUGCAGUGAAAAGGGGUGUUUGUCGUGAGUUUUAUGCAUCUUAAAAGGAAGUUAUUUUGGUCAUCCGUUCAGGAUAUUAACUUUGAAGACCAUGGGGCUCUUAUGAUGAUGUUCGGCAUAUACUGAAGAAGAUUAUAUUAAAGAAUAAGCUUGUAUUAAAGAAUAAACUAAGAGUGUGUGUUAGCCACCUCUGUACAAGAUGUUAGAAUAUGAGAACCAAAUGCUGUUAGACCUCCUACAUGAGGACGGCCUCCUUGUAGCAGCUAAAGGAUUAGGCUUAGAGCGGAUUUUGACAAGUCUGAUCAUCACAUACAAUGACCCCGGUAACCUAGUACUGGUAAUUGGCACUACGUCAAGGGAGGAGGAGUAUGUCCUAUCCCAGCUAGAGGGCCAAGGAGUUACUCCAAUCCCCAGAUGUGUCACGGCAGAAUGUCCAGUUAAUGAAAGAUCCCAAAUAUAUGCAAAUGGUGGAGUGCUCUUUGUGACAUCUCGCAUUUUAGUCAUGGAUAUUUUGAUGGAACGAGUGCCGGUGGAUUUGGUAACAGGUGUGAUUGUUUGGAAAGCUCAUAAGAUUCUAGAAUCAUGUCAAGAGGCUUUUAUCCUGAGGUUAUUCCGUAUGAAAAACAAAACUGGCUUUGUGAAGGGCCUCAGUAGCAGCCCUUUGUCAUUCACUGCGGGAUUCUGCCAUGUGGAGCGUGUUAUGCGGAAUCUCUUUGUCAAAAAGUUAUACCUGUGGCCAAGGUUUCAUAUGGAUGUUAAUGCUUGUUUGGAAAAGUGUAAACCAGAGGUAAUUGAGCUGCACCUGAAGAUGACUACCCCAGUUCAGCAAAUCCAGAUGGCUGUGUUAGAUCUGAUUACUGAAACUGUUCAGGAACUCCGUCGCUCCAACAGUACCAUUGACACUGAGGAAUUCACACCAGAAAAUGCAAUAUCCAAAUCCUUUGAAAAGAUUCUAAAAGUCCAGCUGGAACCCAUAUGGCAUCAGUUGUCAUCUCGUACAAAAAUGUUAAUUGCUGAUCUGAAGGUUAUGAGAACUGUCCUAAUGUAUUUGACCCAAUAUGAUUGUGUGACCUUCUACAAUCUCGUAAACUCAUUGGGAAAACGAGAAGCCUUCAGAGCUCGGGGCGGGAUUUUUUUUGGGGGCAGCAGGACAUUUUUUUUAAAUUCAAAACUCGGGUUUGGCAGUGCUGCAAGCCCAACAAAGAAAUCUGUUAGGGAAGAUAAUGCUAAGAAACUGAAGAGGGAAUAUAUAGACCAAAAUUUAGAGGUUAACCCAAAGUGGUUGGCGUUGUCAGAGGUUUUGGCUGAAAUUCGAGAAGAAGUGCAAGAGGGAAAGAAUUUGGAGAAGUGUCUUGUCGUGACUCAUGAUGAUCGAACUUCACAACAGCUAAAAGAGUAUUUGAUAGAUGGAGCCCAAGUGGUGCUUCGUCGCAUUUUCUACCGAACGAUUGGCGCAAAGAUGGGUUUACAGCCCCCACCCAGCCUCUUUAGGGACAAGGAUAAAAAUAUGCCAAAGGAGAAAGGGAAAAAGGGCAAGAAGACGAAGACAACUGAAGGGGCAAAGGAGGAAGUGACAUUGACUCAGAUCACAAAGAAAUACGAGUUUGUUGGUCAGGAUAAAUCUGAAUUUACCAAUGAGGCAGAAACCAGUGAAGAAGUGGAGGAGAUACGAAGGAGGUUUCUCUCCCCACUCAUCAUGGUACAGUCUGUACGGGUAAGGAAGCCUCUGUUUACAGUCUUUCAUCUUUUCUGUUAUAUUUUUAGUGUUGCUACUAUUUCAUUUAAUCUUUUCUUCUCUUUAACCCAAAAAUUCAACCAAGAAGUAAAGCAUUCUGUGCUUAGCAUUUUCUUUAAAGCCUUCUCUUCAUUUAAAUUUUUUUCUUGUGUCACAGGCUGUUUUCUCAUAUUCCUUCAGGUAUGGCAAGCUAAUCAUACAGAGCGGAUAAGAGUGUAUUUCUUAUUAUACAAGGGGACCACUGAAGAACAAGUUUAUCUCACUAAUAUAAAAAGAGAGAAAGAUGCAUUUGAGUACCUGAUUAAUGAAAAAGCUACAAUGGUCAUCCCAGAGUACAAUGAUGGUAAGAGCGGCGACCAUCCAGACUUGAGCCGUGACCCCCGCAAGGCCAAUGAGAUUGAUACUUCAGGAAACAGCAACUCCAGGAAAGGAGGACAAACAGGAGAGGAGCCUAAAGUGCCACAGAGAAUAAUUGUUGACAUGCGAGAGUUUCGGAGUGAACUUCCUGCUUUAAUCCACAAGAGGGGCAUUGAUAUUGACCCAGUUACAAUAGAGGUUGGUGAUUACAUCCUGACUCCAGAUGUGUGUGUAGAGCGCAAAAGUCUAAGUGACUUGAUUGGAUCGUUGAAUUCGGGCCGACUUUAUAAUCAGGCACAGGCAAUGACAAGAUAUUACAAGAAACCCGUCUUACUUAUUGAAUUUGAUCAAAAUAAAUCAUUUCAUCUGCAGGGUCGCUUCUUUCUGUCAAGCGAUGCAUCUUCAUCAGCCAAGGACGUUGCUGCAAAACUACAGCUGCUGACUUUGCACUUCCCUCAUCUUCGGUUACUUUGGUGUCCAUCACCAUAUGCUACUGCUGAGAUAUUUCAGUUGCUGAAGGAAGGGAAGGAAGAACCUGUUGUAGCACAGGCUCAAGCCAUCACUGCUGAGACGAACCCAGAAGUAGAUUCUGACAAGUUCAAUCCUCAGAUAAAAGAUUUCAUAUCAAAACUACCUGGAAUAACUACAAAGAACAUCUAUUCUGUGUUGAACAAAGUCUCAGAUCUAUCAGAGUUGCUGUCGCUCUCAAAGGAAAAACUAAAAAAGAUCCUUGGCAACAGUCGCAAUGCUCAAGCUCUUUACUCUGGCCUUCACCACUGCAUGAAGCCCCCAGAGAAGGAGGACUUGAAGAAGGGCAGCAAGUUUACUAAAAAGGGCCUCAAAAGGUUCAGGACAAAAAUGUGAAUACUUAAAGCUGUGGAUUCAGAGACGCUUUAAUGCCAGUGAUAUAUCUGGUGAAAAAGGCAUCGAUUAGAGUUCAUAAGAUGAG